UUAUCCAUCUCUGUGUGAGAGCUUGGACAAGGGCAAGAACGUAUUCCAAAUUGAUAAAAGGAUUUGUAUGGAAUUCAAAGCAGAGCCAAAUUUGAAGUAAUAUCUCUGAACCUGAAUAGAUGGCUUUUCAGCUUCAUCCCCCUGCUUUAAAUAUUUCUCCAGUAGAAGCUAAGAAACUGUGUCUGAAUGGAACACCCUGGAUUUGGCAUCUUCUUGAAGAAUGUGUCAGGAAUGCAUGGGAAUACUGGAGCAUUCUGCUGGGACUGAUCUCUGUUGCCUGCUUUCUGUUUGCUGCACUGCCUCAACUCUACGUAGCCUACCAGAAUGGAAAAGUGGAGCAAGCACUUUCUUUGAGUUUUCUGCUGUGCUGGCUUGCAGGAGACCUCACCAAUUUUAUUGGGUGCUAUUUGACAGAUCAACUUCCGAUACAGACUGUAACUGCAAUUUUUUAUAUUAACAUGGACAUAAUUGUGAUAUCUCAGUUUUUCUACUAUAAGUUAAAAAAUCAGAAGAUAACAAAAUGUGGAAUGAAUACCAAGUAUUCUUGUAUAGCCUGGGUCCUGAUAUGCUUAUUACUCUGUUUAAUCUUACCUACUCAGCUGUUGAUGAGAAAUAACAUCCAGAAUACUAUUUUGGGAUCCAAUGAGAAGUCUCACGGCAUGGCUGAAAUAUCAGGCUUUGUUUGUGGCUAUUUAUCGUGUGUGUUUUACUUGGGAUCUAGAAUUUCUCAGCUCCAUAAAAAUUUUCAAAGAAGAUCGACAGAUGGGACGUCUUAUCUUUUGUUUGCAUUAGCCAUGAUAGGCAAUGGCACAUAUGGCCUGAGUCUUGUCUUAAAGAUGCCUGCAACACAAUAUCUUAUAAGUCUUUAUUUCUGGCAUCACCUCCCUUGGUUUAUUGGGAGCUUCGGAGUAUUGUUACUAGAUAUUUUUAUAACUGCACAAUUUAUUAUGUACAGACAACAAAACAAGAGACUUGGUUCAGUGGCCUUGGAGGUGGAACCCUUGCUCAUAAAUGAAGAUUCUUAAUGUGCACAUUUCUUUGGUGGUACAUUCUUUUAGAACAACUUGGAUCUGUAGUUAACUUCUUGUUGAUUUACAUAGAUCAAUUCUGGAUCCCUGCCAGUAUAUUCAUUCUAAAGCCUUAAAGAUUUUUUAUUUAUAAGCAGAGAAUGGUGCUAAUAAGGUUCUUAAGUUAUUCAGAUUAUUAACCUUAGUCUUAAAGCUGAUUUUUGGUUAAUCUUAAAUUAUUGCAAAAAGUAAUGAAGCCAAAACUAAUAGUUUCAGGAUGAAUACAUUGCUUGGGUUUUAAGAAUUGUAAUUCUUAAAUAUUAUCCAAUUUUUGGAAUACUGGAUAUCAGUUAUUUUUCCUUCCCUUUUUCUUGUUGUUAAUUGUUAAACAAAUUUACAGUCGCAUGUAUAGUUCUUGACAAUUUAUACAAUGUAAUGCAUGCUAACCAUGGCCAAUGUAAUAUCAUUUGUUAAAAUGUUUUCAAUGCUGUAUUUUUCCCUUUGUUUUGCUGAAGAACCAAACAUAGGAAGAAGGGAAAGAAACCAUCAUGGUAACUCCUUUUGGAAUUAGCAUUUCAUAAUGAUUUUUAGAUGGAUAACCACAUUUCACAGUAAUAGUGUAGUGAAAGUCCAAAUCUCACAUGAAAAUAAGAACAGCUUACCACAGGAAUAGAAAAUCUUUCUGUUGAGGCUUAAGGCAACAUCCAUCCAUGGAGAAUGUUUUGGAAGCAACAUGCUGGCAGGCAGCAAGGCUCCAACUCCACGCUCUCCAUCUCUGUCAGUACUUAUUCCUAACACUUAUGGAUCCUCCUGCCAAUAUCUGAACAAUGGGAACAAAGAUGCUGUGCUCAGUAUUUUGAAAUGAGACUUGCAACUUGAAUCCAUACUUUUGAGUGCAAAUAUCAAUUUUAGUUCCACAUGUGCUAAUUUUAAAGCACCACUAAAAAAUUACAAUGCACUUUGGAGACAUCCCAGGAUCGUGUUGAAAAAGUAUACUCUUUCUGUUGAGUUUUACUUUCAAAAUUUUCUAACUGUUAUCAGUUGCCGUAAAAGCUUAGCACGUUUUUGAACUGUGGUUUGCUGCAGCUGGUCCCUCUGGAUGGUUGCCUUGUUUCUAAUCCUAAUGAGAUUCUUAGGUUUUAUUAUGUAUCGCUGAUGAGGGUGGAAUUAAGUACAGAGAGAUGUUUGAGUCAACUUUUAAAAAGAAUUAAUUAAUUGAGCAGCAUGGAAUUGGGAGGAUACUGCCAAAUUUUACAUUUCUGUGUGCAUGUCUGUAUAAAAACAUUGUUUCUUUUAAUUAAUAUUGAAUUUUAAUUUAAUACAUUAACUAUGCACAUCUACAUACUUGAAGAGCAGGAUCUGUAGGAUGGCAGGAUAGAGAAAAAAAGGAGACUUGAGUUUGACUAUCUUGCUUUUGGACACCUGCUGUAAUGGGAAAAGAUCUUUUUAAUAAGUUAAACAUAUUCAGAUGCAUAUUGGAUUUUUUUAUUUUCAUUUCAGAUUGGAUUUUUCCAU
Notechis scutatus (mainland tiger snake) is the source of this 2522-nucleotide messenger RNA. RefSeq names its product solute carrier family 66 member 1 like (gene SLC66A1L). The record is from RefSeq and is a predicted model, not a curated record. Gene Ontology annotation, molecular function: L-lysine transmembrane transporter activity. Gene Ontology annotation, cellular component: lysosomal membrane. NCBI's taxonomy places the organism in Eukaryota, Metazoa, Chordata, Lepidosauria, Squamata, Elapidae.